Molecule: messenger RNA, 1941 nt
Organism: Marasmius oreades (fairy-ring Marasmius)
Lineage: Eukaryota; Fungi; Basidiomycota; Agaricomycetes; Agaricales; Marasmiaceae
Exons: 7
Coding region: 1-1941 (646 amino acids)
Source: RefSeq, a predicted model, not a curated record
AUGAGGUCGCACCAGUUAUCCAAUGUGCUUUAUCGAAGCCCAAUAAAGAAGAACAAGGUCAAGGCCAAUACAUACGUUCAUAUUCCAGGCCAAAGGGAACGAAAACUCCAGCUCGAAAAGAAAUUGGAAGCGCUUCUUCAGCGUGUUGGAGGCUCAUCGUCAUCGUCAACAGCCGACACAACCCCAGCCCUGCAAAUGCCAGACAACCAUGAAGACACGCGGAUGGACGUCGAGAAUUCCCCAGUGGCUCAGGAUACGUCGGUAGAUAUGGAAGCCAGUUGUCAGGGAGAUUUUGAUACUUCACCUUCUGUGCAAGCACCCCCCUCGGAACACUUACCUGUAAAUGUGGAGUCUGGUGCUAAGCUGGAUGCAAAAAAGUUGGAUAGCCGGUGGAAAGGGCUACUUCCUGGCUUGCUGGAGCCUCUGCUUGCAUACAGGAAUCGGACAACUGGAAGAUUUGACCACCACUUUGAGGAAAUUGAGCAGUUGUAUUAUCGAGAGAUUAACGUCCCCUACUGCAAAUGCAGGGAUCUCCACCAAACACUCGUCGAACAUGGCUUCUUUCCGGCAUCUCCUUCCCAACCUUGGGUGGCCUUCAAGAUAGUGCUUCUUGACCUUUAUUGCGCGCUGUGUGAGAAGUCAAGCAAUGCAGUUCAUGCGCUGGCGGGUGCUCUUGACAGGGGUGAGGCACUGCAAGAUCCGAUACAGAGGGGGUUGGGCCAGGUGGUGCAGUGGUAUGAUUGCCUUCUCGUUUUGGAUGAGCGGCGUCUGGAAAGUAUAGUGCAGGGCUGCAGGCGAAGCAUUCCAACCACUGUUUCUACACCAUUACCCACAGAUCCCCCAGCCUCAGCACCGUCAACUUCGUUACCCACCACAACAGCCGAGCCAUCCUCCACUAUCAACGCGGCAGAAAAGCUCCCGGCCAUGCUGGCACCUGGGGAAUGUACAUCGCUUUUGCAACAACUAUGCCCGGCUUGUUUUGGUGGCCGAGAGUUCGGAAGAUCAUUUAACGAGGGCGGCGACAUUCAUGUUGCCCUCGACGGAAACCUUUACCGCCGGCACCUGAAGUUGGCGGGCAAGGGAAUACCCUUCCAUACGUCACAGCGUUUUCUUUCCAAGGAUUUUGUGAACGCCGUAGGCGAUCGAAUUGAGCAGGCACGAAGUAAACCAGCAAAGGCUCGCAUGCCCAAGGUUCCCGAUGAGGCCAUCGAUGCAUGUACUGAGUCUUAUCAGGCUGCACGGGGUGAUGGCGAGAAGAAGAGGACUCAGGAUGUAUAUGACGAAAAUGGUUUAAUGGCCUUAGUCUGUAGGCACGAUAUCCCCAUUUUUGUCGCAUCCAUCAAUACCCCCGGCGAACAGCAGAGAUAUUCUGUUGCGUUACUCGAAGCUCUUUUCACUAUGAUACCGAAGGGAGCAACUGUGGUCGGUCUCUAUGAUAUUGGCUGCGUUCUCGAUCGUAGCCUUUCCACGUACGACCUAUUACCAGAACAAUACAUGGCAAGGCUUCAGCUCGCCACAAGCAUGAUGCACACAUAUGGGCACCAAUGGACGUGCCAGUUAACAUUCAAUCCUCGCCUACGGAAAGGACUCGGGUUGACAGAUGGUGAGGGCACAGAGAGAUUGUGGUCACGACUACGAGGGUUAAUAGGGAUUGAACAUCAUUCAUCGCUGGAUUGUAUAGCCAGGGACCUUCGGGACUCUCUGGGCACAUGGCAACAUCACCGGCUUCAUAACAAUAUCCACAAGAAGGAGAUUGAGGCUUCGCAGACUUUCGCAAGUGAUGGUAUACCAAUGGAUGUACUCCAGGAGCAGUGGAGGUUACAGCAUGAGGCUCAGAUGUCUGUUCGUGCCCAUGCUCCAUCACGCCUCAAGAAGCAACUCAACAAGGUGUUUCAACUCCAAAGCAAAAUCGAGGCUGUCGAAGCGAUAUCGCGGAUAUAA